GAUUUUAUCACCUUUACCCUCUCCUUGGUCACUGAGAUCACCCCACAAGUCUUGCUGCCGCUUCAGUUUCUCACAGAUUAGCUUUAGAUGGAGGAACGAAAAUGGGAGGAGUUAAACAUGGAUAUUUUGGUGAAUGUAUUUGGAAGAGUGGGAAUGGAGUCGUUGUUGUUGGAUGUUCCCUUUGUAUGCAAGCCUUGGUAUAAAGCGAGCCGCGAACCUCAGUGCUGGGGGCAUCUUAUUUUUCCUGAAUACAUCAAACCUGACGAUAUAUGGGAAGAAGACAGCCCCGACAGGGGCUUUGCAGAGAGGUUAGUGACUACAUAUCAAGAAAACUUGUCUGUCACUGCAUUCAUGAAGUUCAUAGUUAACCGUAGCUGUGGAUGUGCCACAAUCAUCAAAGUCCCCAAACACUGCACCGAGGAGGCACUGGAGUAUAUUGCAAACGAGUGUCCCAGAUUAAAGGUUUUGGAUGUGGGUUUGUAUAAUUUUUCUAUGGAAGAUAUUAUUCCAAAAUUUGUAAGCAAGUGGAAAAGCUUGGAAAUGAUGAGACUAGGGAAAUUUCACAUGAAGUCUGUCCUACCACAGAUCGGUCUUCACUGCAACAACUUCAUUUGGCUAUCAGCUCCAUAUACCUACAUUCAGAAAGAUGAAGCAUUGGUCAUGGUUGCUUCACUGCCAAAACUUAAGUGCUUGGAUCUACAUGGAGCGACCUUUGAGAAGGAAGCUCUAGUGAUGAUAUUGCAGGGCUGCAAACAGCUUGUGCAUUUAGACAUCAGGGACUGCUGGGGUUUUCGUGGUGAUGAUGCCGAGAUAUUGGAGCUUGCUUCACAUAUUCCUUCAUUCAUGUGUGAAGGGUCGAACAUAGGACUUGGGGCACUAUCCCCUCCUGUGUAUAACCUCGAGGCUGAUCACGAGCUAUUCUGCGAUAAAAUUCAUCACGACGACUGUGUUUAUGAUUUUGAUUUUGAUUUUGAUUUUGAUGAUUUAUUAAUUUGAGGUUUGUGAAUUCAGUUGAGGUUCAAGUGGGCUUGUUAAUAAGCUAGAGCGCUGUGAAAAUAUCUCGCAUGCCUCUUUAUGUAAUGUAAUACGAAUUAUUAGGGACUCCGAAGGGUUAAUGCUGUUCUAGCUAGGCUGCAAAA
This is a messenger RNA of Vitis riparia (riverbank grape), 1139 nucleotides long. RefSeq names its product F-box protein FBW2-like. The record is from RefSeq and is a predicted model, not a curated record. The transcript is spliced from 3 exons. NCBI's taxonomy places the organism in Eukaryota, Viridiplantae, Streptophyta, Magnoliopsida, Vitales, Vitaceae. Gene Ontology annotation, molecular function: protein binding. Bases 88 to 996 code for a protein of 302 amino acids.